AUGUCUGAUAUUAGUAAUCAAAUGAACAAUUUAAGCGUUCAAGAUAAUCAAAAGAGUCAAUAUGUUCCACCUCAUUUAAGAAGUAGACAAGGUAAUUCAGCCUCAUCUUCAGGUGGAUUUGGCGACAAUCAAGAUAAUUACAACAAUGGUGGCUACAACAACCAAAGAGGUGGCUAUAGAAACAAUCGUGGUGGAUCAGGCUACGGUGGUUCUGGUGGCUACGGUGGUUCUGGUGGCUACGGUGGUAGCGGUGGCUACAACAACAAUCCAAGAGGAGGAUUUGGUGGUUCUAGACGUGGUGGUGGAGGAUUUGGAGGUUCUGAUAGAAGAGUCCCAGUAGGUGUUGGUAGAUGGGUUGAUGGCAAACAUGAACCAGCUCCACGUAAUUCUCGUGUUGAAUUGGAAUUAUUUGGUGCACCUGAAGAAGCUGCUCAAUCUUCUGGUAUUAAUUUUGAUAAUUAUGAUGAUAUUCCAGUUGAAGUUAGUGGUGAAGGUGUUCCUGAACCUAUUAAUGCUUUCACUGCUCCUCCAUUAGAUCCAUUAUUAGUUGAAACUAUUGCGUUAACUAGAUUCACCAGACCUACUCCAGUUCAGAAAUACUCCGUUCCAAUUGUUGCUGGUGGUAGAGAUUUAAUGGCUUGUGCUCAAACUGGUUCAGGUAAGACUGGUGGGUUUUUAUUCCCAGUUUUAUCCGAAACUUAUGCCAAUGGUCCUGCACCAAUCCCAGAAACUACUGGUGCUUUUUCAUCAUAUAAGAAAUAUCCAACUAUUUUAGUUAUGGCUCCAACUAGAGAAUUGGUUUCACAAAUUUAUGAUGAAGCCAAGAAAUUCGCUUAUAGAUCUUGGGUUCGUCCUUGUGUUGUAUAUGGUGGUGCUGAUAUUGGUGGACAAAUUAGAAACUUGGAUAAAGGUUGUGAUUUAUUAGUUGCCACUCCAGGUCGUCUUAAGGAUUUAUUAGAAAGAGGUAGAAUUUCAUUAGCCAAUAUUAAAUAUUUGGUUUUAGAUGAAGCCGAUAGAAUGUUAGAUAUGGGUUUCGAACCACAAAUUAGACAUAUUGUUCAAGAAUGUGAUAUGCCAGAUGUUAAUGAAAGACAAACUUUGAUGUUUUCUGCUACUUUCCCAAGAGAUAUUCAAAUGUUGGCACGUGAUUUCUUGAAGGAUUAUAUUUUCCUUUCUGUUGGUAGAGUUGGUUCUACUUCAGAAAAUAUUACCCAAAAGAUUUUAUACGUUGAAGAUGAUGAAAAGAAAUCAGUUAUUUUAGAUUUAUUAUCUGCUGAUGACGCUGGAUUAACCAUUGUUUUCACCGAAACUAAGAGAAUGGCUGAUAAUUUAGCUGAUUACUUGUAUGAUCAAGGAUUCCCAGCUACUGCUAUUCAUGGUGAUAGAUCCCAAUAUGAAAGAGAAAAAGCAUUAGCUGCAUUCAAAAAUGGUGUUGCUCCAAUCUUGGUUGCCACUGCUGUUGCUGCUAGAGGUUUGGAUAUUCCAAAUGUUGCCCAUGUUAUUAAUUAUGAUUUACCUAGUGAUAUUGAUGAUUAUGUUCAUAGAAUCGGUCGUACUGGUCGUGCCGGUAACGUUGGUAUUGCCACUGCAUUCUUCAAUAGAAAUAAUAAGAAUAUCGUCAAGGGUUUGAUUGAUUUAUUAGCUGAAGCCAAUCAAGAAGUUCCAGAUUUCUUAACCAAGAUUUCUAGAGAAGGUUCUGGUGGGUUUGGAAGUAGUCGUGGUGGUCGUGGUGGCCGUGGUGGUCGUGGUCCAUCAAGAGAUUUCAGAAGAGGUAGUUCUUCAGGUUGGGGCAAUUCCUCGUCAUCUGGUGGUUGGGGUAACUCGUCAUCAUCUGGUGGAGGUUAUUCAUCCCACACUGGUGGCGCUGGUGCUGGUGGUUACAACAGUAGUAACAGUUCCAACAGUCGUCCAAGUAAUGACUUCAGCUCCGGUUACGGUAAUCCAACUGCUAACUCUUGGUGGUAA
Hemisphaericaspora subhashii is the source of this 1965-nucleotide messenger RNA. It is a transcript of the gene DED1, whose product is annotated as DEAD-box ATP-dependent RNA helicase. NCBI's taxonomy places the organism in Eukaryota, Fungi, Ascomycota, Pichiomycetes, Serinales, Debaryomycetaceae. Bases 1 to 1965 code for a protein of 654 amino acids. The record is from RefSeq and is a predicted model, not a curated record. Gene Ontology annotation, molecular function: RNA helicase activity; ATP binding; RNA binding. The transcript has a single exon. Gene Ontology annotation, cellular component: nucleus.